Molecule: messenger RNA, 1536 nt
Organism: Carassius auratus (goldfish)
Lineage: Eukaryota; Metazoa; Chordata; Actinopteri; Cypriniformes; Cyprinidae
Gene: dph5
Product: diphthamide biosynthesis 5
Exons: 8
Coding region: 98-964 (288 amino acids)
Biological process (GO): protein histidyl modification to diphthamide
Molecular function (GO): diphthine synthase activity
Source: RefSeq, a predicted model, not a curated record
ACUUCUCCUCGCUUUACGGCAGCCGGUUGUCAGUUGCUGCAUGUGGCACCAUGUGAGUGCAGAAUAACAGAAAACGCUUGUCGUCUGUGGUGUAGAGAUGUUGUAUCUCAUCGGUCUUGGUCUGGGCGACUGUAAAGACAUCACUGUUAAAGGUUUAGAGAUCGUCCGGCAGUGUAGUCGUGUUUAUUUGGAGGCAUACACGUCCAUACUGACCGUCGGGAAGGACGCUUUGGAGGAGUAUUAUGGGCGCGAGUUGCUGCUGGCCGACAGAGAUAUGGUGGAACAACAGGCUGAUGAGAUCCUGAAGGGCGCAGAUGUCAGUGAUGUGGCGUUUCUAGUGGUUGGUGAUCCUUUUGGAGCUACGACCCACAGCGACCUGGUUCUGCGAGCGUUGAAUGCUGGGAUUCAGUAUCGCGUUAUUCACAAUGCCUCCAUCAUGAACGCAGUGGGCUGCUGUGGAUUGCAGCUGUACAACUUCGGGGAGACGGUGUCAAUUGUGUUUUGGACGAACACAUGGAGACCUGAAAGCUUCUACGAUAAGAUCAAAAAGAACAGGGAUAUGGGCCUGCACACGCUGUGCCUGCUGGAUAUCAAAGUAAAAGAGCAGUCCAUGGAGAAUUUAAUGAGGGGUCGAAAGAUUUAUGAGCCUCCCAGGUACAUGACUGUCGCUCAGGCAGCUGAGCAACUCCUGGAGAUACUACAGAACCGACGGGAUCGGGGCGAGGAACUGGCAAUGACCGAAGGCACAGUGUGCGUCGGUCUGGCUCGGAUUGGAGCCGAGGACCAGACCAUCCGUUCUGGGACACUGCAAGAGUUGGCAUCCAGUGACCUAGGAGGACCACUUCACUCAAUGAUCAUCAGUGGACACCUUCACCCUCUGGAGGUGGACAUGUUGAAACUCUUCAGUGGUCCUGAGGGAUUGAAGACCUUGAAGAUGACCGAUAGUUCCACAUACGUAUCUUGAUAUCCAAGAAGCUUGUGCUCCUCAAGAAAAAAGCUCCCUUUCCAGUUCUCCUGGGAUUUUUUUUUUUUUUAAGGAAAAGUCGGUCUACGUGAGAACUUGGAGCUUCCAGAGGGUCAGGAGAGCAUGCAAGUGGGAUGAUAAUUUUGAUGUGUGGCAGUCAUGUUCUUGCUGUCGAAAAGUAAAUGAUGAAAUUAAUAAUUUAAACUUUAUUCUACCUUAAAAAUAUAGGGAAUGGAAAAACUUAUUGUGGACUAACUUCAUCUGGGUUACAUUAGUGCCUCUGAAAUUGAGCUUUCUUCGAAAUUGGCAUAAUGUUUCCGUACCAAGAGCCUUUCUUAAUGGAACUUUCUCAUUAAUAAUAUAAAUAAGAUUCCUUUGAGCAUGUAAUAAUGGAUGAAGAUUGAUUUUUACGUACAAUAAAGACACUCAUUUCGUCGCCACUGACCACAUCAACACCCUACAUGUGGUUUGUCUGUUUUCAUCUACAUCUGUGGUUUUGUCUGUAGUCUCUCAUUUAAUUUCUGUGAGCAUGAAUUGCAAAAAGAAGUGAACAAAGCUAUUGUCAGGAAGUA